AUGACUUUUGAGCAACAGAGUGAGCAAUUUGAGACUUGGCUAAAGUCCCACGGAGUGGAAAUCAGCAACAAGGUUGGUCUUCAUGACUAUCGUGAGGCUGGACAGGGCAGAGGACUAAUUGCUCUCGAGGAUAUCGCUGAGGGCGAUGUUCUGUUCACAAUCCCGCAAACAAACCUCCUGGCAGUCGAGCGGGAUCCCAAGUUCGGUGAGCUAGUUACCAAGCAUGAACUAGCUGAUUGGCCUGCUCUAAUGGCCUACAUGAUGCUCAUGUCUGGAACCGAUCGUUGGGCGCCCUACUUUGCCGUUCUGCCCUCCAAGUUCUCGACACCAAUGUUCUGGAACCCCGAGCAAUUGGAGCUCCUAAAGGGCUCAGCUGUGCUAGACAAGGUUGGCCGUGCUGAAGCGGACGAACUUUACGACGAGCUGGCUUCGUCGAUCUUCAAGGAUCAGGCGUUUGCGAACGUUGACGUCUCCCGCGAGUCGUUCCAUCGUAUGGGUAGUCUCAUCAUGGCCUACGGCUUUGACGUGUCUGUUACUGGGGACGACGAUGAUGCAUUCAAGGCUAUGGUUCCCUUGGCCGAUAUGCUCAACAGCCACACGGUGCUGGGGAAUGCUCGUUUGGAGAUGCCCGAGAAUGUCGAUGGUGUUUUGGAGAUGGUCGCCAGCAAGGAUAUCAAAAAAGGCGAGCAAGUGUACAAUGUUUACGGCGAUUUGUCCAAUGGUGAGCUUUUGCGUCGCUAUGGCUACGUCGAGGCCGGCGGAACGGAAUAUGAUAUGGCCGAGGUCAGCAUGGAAGCCCUUAUCAAGUCGGUCGCCAAGGUCGAAGGUCUAAAAGUCGAGCAGAUUGAAGAGAGAGUUGAGGAGUUGCAAGAGUACGACGAGGAGUUACUUGACGAUGGCUACGAUGUGGUUUACCCUGGAAUGCCUGAUGUAAACCUUGUAGCUGUGGCAAACGCAUUGACAUUAGCACUCCCGGCCAAGAAGGCUAUCAAAACUGCUAUUGAAAUGGCUGACGAGGAAGAAAUUACCGCAGAGGGUCGCCUGGCCCUCCAAGACCUGAUCGAAACCCGCCUGCAGGACUAUCAGGAAACUAAUGCUCUGACCGAGCCAGAAGACUCAACCAAGAUCUAUACGGAUAUUAACGAUAUGUGCAACCAAGUAUUGGCCAGCGAACGCAAAAUUCUUGAGCGCGCACUCGAGUGGGUUCGCGCCAGUGACGACGGUGCAGCGGAACCAGCCGCUAAACGCCGACACGUUACUGCUUAG
This is a messenger RNA of Wickerhamiella sorbophila, 1266 nucleotides long. Its product is annotated as Ribosomal lysine N-methyltransferase 4. Gene Ontology annotation, molecular function: protein-lysine N-methyltransferase activity; protein binding. Bases 1 to 1266 code for a protein of 421 amino acids. Gene Ontology annotation, biological process: peptidyl-lysine monomethylation. NCBI's taxonomy places the organism in Eukaryota, Fungi, Ascomycota, Dipodascomycetes, Dipodascales, Trichomonascaceae. Gene Ontology annotation, cellular component: nucleus. The transcript has a single exon. The record is from RefSeq and is a predicted model, not a curated record.